Molecule: messenger RNA, 2265 nt
Organism: Chaetura pelagica (chimney swift)
Lineage: Eukaryota; Metazoa; Chordata; Aves; Apodiformes; Apodidae
Gene: VAC14
Product: Vac14 homolog (S. cerevisiae)
Exons: 19
Coding region: 1-2265 (754 amino acids)
Biological process (GO): phosphatidylinositol biosynthetic process; positive regulation of kinase activity
Cellular component (GO): endosome membrane; PAS complex
Source: RefSeq, a predicted model, not a curated record
AUGAUCAAGUGGAGGGACUGGGCAAGGCUGGUGAGAGAGUUUGUGGCUCAGAACAACACCUCCCAGAUCAAGCAUGUCAUCCAGAUCCUGUCCCAGGAGUUUGCCCUGUCCCAGCACCCCCACAGCCGCAAGGGGGGGCUCAUCGGCCUGGCUGCUUGUUCCAUCGCCCUGGGCAAGGACUCUGGGCUGUACCUGAAGGAGCUGAUUGAGCCCGUCCUGACGUGCUUCAACGACGCCGACAGCCGCUUGCGCUACUACGCCUGCGAGGCCCUCUACAACAUCGUCAAGGUGGCCAGGGGCUCUGUCCUCCCACACUUCAAUGUGCUCUUUGAUGGCCUCAGCAAGUUGGCUGCUGAUCCUGACCCCAAUGUCAAAAGUGGUUCUGAGCUCCUCGAUCGGCUUCUCAAGGACAUUGUGACAGAGAGCAACCAGUUUGACCUGGUGGGCUUCAUCCCGCUGCUGCGCGAGAGGAUUUACUCCAACAACCAGUACGCCCGCCAGUUCAACAUCUCCUGGAUCCUGGUCUUGGAGUCUGUGCCUGACAUCAACCUCUUGGAUUACCUGCCAGAAAUCCUGGAUGGGCUCUUCCAGAUCCUGGGAGACAACAGCAAGGAGAUAAGGAAAAUGUGUGAGGUGGCUCUCGGGGAGUUCCUCAAGGAGAUCAAGAAGAACCCCUCCAGUGUCAAGUUUGCAGAGAUGGCCAAUAUCCUGGUGAUCCACUGCCAGGCAGCAGAUGACCUGAUCCAGCUGACAGCCAUGUGCUGGAUGAGGGAGUUCAUCCAGCUGGCAGGCAGGGUGAUGCUGCCUUACUCCUCGGGGAUCCUCACCGCUGUCCUGCCCUGUCUCUCCUACGACGAUCGCAAGAAGAACAUCAAGGAGGUGGCAAACGUGUGCAACCAGAGCCUGAUGAAGCUGGUCAUCCCAGAGGAUGAUGAAAUGGAUGAGGCCAAGCAGUUGAUGACCCUGCCAGCAGAACCCACCUCGGAGGAGUCUCUCUCCAAACCAGAAGCAGCGUCCAGUGGUUCCCUGGAUGCAUCUGGUGACUCCAACCUGAGCAACAAUAGCAUCCUCACCAUGACCAGCUCUGAGAGGAUCCAGGUGACCCUGAACCUGGAUGGGAUAGUUCAGGUGCUGGAUUGUCACCUUCACGACACGUCCAUUGGGAUGAUGACCAGAAUUGCAGUCCUGAAGUGGCUCUACCACCUCUACAUCAAGACUCCUCGUAAGAUGUUCCGACACACCGACAGCCUCUUCCCCAUCCUGCUGAGGACCCUCUCGGAUGAGUCGGAUGAGGUUAUCCUGAAGGACUUGGAGGUGCUGGCUGAGAUUGCUUCUUCCCCAGCAGGACAGACAGAAGGUCAUGGUCCCUCUGAUGGCUCUGAGGUGCGACCUGGCCCCGUGGAGCUUCAUGUCCCAUCCAGGACUGGCCAGCUGAGCUCCUCUGGUCCAAAAGGCUUGGAAUGCUCACCCUCCACCCCCACCAUGAACUCCUACUUCUACAAGUUCAUGAUCAACCUGCUCAAGCGCUUCAGCAGCGAACGGAAACUCCUGGAGACCAGAGGAGCCUUCAUCAUCAGGCAGCUUUGCCUGCUCCUGAACGCCGAGAACAUCUUCCACUCCAUGGCAGACAUCCUGCUGCGGGAGGAGGACCUCAAGUUUGCCUCUACCAUGGUUCACACCCUGAACACCAUCCUGCUCACCUCCUCGGAGCUCUUCCAGCUGAGGAACCAACUGAAGGACCUGAAGACCCCGGAAAGCCGGAACCUCUUCUGCUGCCUGUACCGCUCCUGGUGUCACAACCCGGUGACAACCGUGUCCCUCUGCUUCCUCACCCAGAACUACAAACACGCCUAUGACCUCAUCCAGAAAUUUGGGGACCUGGAGGUCACCGUGGAUUUCCUCACCGAGGUGGACAAGCUAGUGCAGCUCAUCGAGUGCCCCAUCUUCACCUACCUCCGCCUGCAGCUGCUGGAUGUGAAGAACAACCCCUACCUGAUCAAGGCUCUCUACGGGCUCCUGAUGCUGCUGCCCCAGAGCAGCGCCUUCCAGCUCCUCUCCCACCGCCUCCAGUGCGUCCCCAACCCCGAGCUGCUGCAGGCUGGGGACAGCACCAAACCCAGCACCAGCUUCAAGAGGACCUCAGCCCCCAGCAUCGACUACACGGAGCUGCUGCAGCACUUUGAGAAGGUCCAAAACAAGCACCUGGAAGCCCGACACCAACGAGCAGGGCGGGCAGAGCAGCUGGACAGGAGGGUGGUCCUCUGA